Symbiodinium natans is the source of this 1569-nucleotide messenger RNA. The record is from the annotation of a GenBank genome assembly. NCBI's taxonomy places the organism in Eukaryota, Dinophyceae, Suessiales, Symbiodiniaceae.
AUGUCGUCCCCACGAGGCAAAGCAAAGGCUAAGGCCAGGGAGUUGGACGAAGCCUCCGCUGGUGACCUUGAGCAAUUGACGCAGGCCUUUAAACGGAUUGAUUUGCGAGGCAGUGGGGAGGUCCGACUAGAGGAGUUGCUGUCGGUUGCCAAGGACUUGGGCAUCCGAUGUAGCAAGAACACCCUGAAGAAAGUCUUUCGGGAGGUUGAUCCAGAUGGACGAGGACUGAUCAAUUUCGAUCAGUUCAGAAUUAUGUAUUCGAUGCUCAGCACGCCAGAGAAGGUCAAAGAGCUACUUUCAGAGGCGAGUGCUGCUUUCAUAGACUACAGGAACAGUGUGGAACAGGACCCAUCCUUUGCAAAGCAUUUCCCUAUGCCACAAAGCCUGGCCCCAGUCCUGCGGUAUGGCAAUCAUUUCCAUGCCACUGUGGAGACACUUCGAUGGGUUGCAGAUGGCCAGUUUCUGGCGGCCACUUCGGAAGGGAAACUGCUGAUCUUUGAUAGCAACGCCCGUGCCGAUGGGCCAUUGAAACAGUGCAAUGUUGGCAGCCCUCUGUACUGCGCCGACGCCUUCCCUGGUGGCCCAGGAAUCCUCGUAGGGCUCGGCAAGAGAUCGGACAACUGUUAUCUUUGGGACAUGGGUGAGGAGCAAGUCAGGCAGCAGUUUGCUCAACAGGGUCCCAUCGUGGCUUGCUGCCUUGGACAAGAAGUUGCAUUUGUGGGAUCCAGCGAUGGUUCGAUAGGCAUGCACGAUCUAGAGACUGGGGCCUGUGUCGCUACUUGGCCGCUCCAUGAAAGCCAUGUGACAUCUAUCAAGAUCGCCGAUGAUGGGCAGAGAGUGUGCACCACCUCGCGAGAUGGGCGGGUUGUGAUUUUCGAUCAGAACACAUCGAGCAUGGCGUCAUGUGUGACGGCAGAAAUUCCUGAUGCGGCCGCCGGGUACACUGUGUGCGAUGCCGCCUGGUGUAGUGAGAGCGAGCUCCUAACAGCUGGCGAUGACUACUGCAUCAAGCGCUGGGACAUUCGAAGGCCGAAUGACUUGCCCCUGGCCAGAUACAUGGGUCACACUUCCUGUGUGAGGAGCUUGGCGCUGUCUCCUGAUCGGCAGGUUUUCGCAUCGGGCACGAACGACAGCAGUGUGCGCUUGUGGGCCCUCAACCCUGCGGACACAAGGGCGUCCUUGACAGCCGAUGGCGGCAAGGCCACCGACCUCCUGACCGAUCUGAAAGCACGCCGUGACAUGGUCAUUGAGCUCGUGCACGCGGGCGAAGGCGAUGUCGACGAAGUCCGUGAGCUGACUCAUGAGAUUGAGCACCUGGAGGCAACAAUGGGCAAAAACCAGUUCCAAGGUGACGAGGAGAUCAUCGAUGUUCAUGGAAACAUCCGUGCCGUCCUUGGUCUACCUGGUCACACCCUGGCUGUGGGUACACUGGCUUGGCAAAGUGCUGGGAAUGGGGAGCACCGCCUGGUCUCUGGAGCUCAAGACGAGUUCGUGCAUCUCUUUGAGUUUUCGAACAGCCAAGUGGUGUCAGGCCUAGCAGACAUGACUCGCCAAUGUUCAUCUUUCUGA